Molecule: messenger RNA, 483 nt
Organism: Aspergillus calidoustus
Lineage: Eukaryota; Fungi; Ascomycota; Eurotiomycetes; Eurotiales; Aspergillaceae
Source: the annotation of a GenBank genome assembly
AUGCGUACCUACGACGACUCUUUCAGCGGCCAAAAGAUCUACCCUGGCAAGGGUAAGCUGUACGUCCGUGGCGACAGCAAGAUCUUCCGCUUCCAGAAUGGAAAGUCCGAAUCCCUCUUCCUCCAGCGCAAGAACCCUCGUCGGAUAGCUUGGACUGUCCUCUACCGCCGUCAGCACAAGAAGGGUAUCUCUGAGGAGGUUGCCAAGAAGCGCACUCGCCGCGUCGUCAAGCACCAGCGUGCCAUCGUCGGUGCCUCCCUCGAUGUGAUCAAGGAGCGCCGGUCCCAGCGCCCCGAGGCCCGUGCCGCCGCCCGCCAGCAGGCCAUCAAGGAGGCUAAGGAGAAGAAGGCCGCCACCGAGAGCAAGAAGAAGGCCGACAAGGCCAAGUCCGCCGCCUCUGCUGCCAAGGGUGCUGCUCAGCGCAUCCAGAGCAAGCAAGGUAUUAAGGGCUCUGCCCCCAAGGUCGCUGCCAAAUCUCGUUAA